AUGCUGAAUAAAUGUGCUAGCAUAAACAGUGGUGGUCAAGGAUCAUGCGAAGAAAUCAAACACAUGAUUCAGAUCUACACCGAUUGGGCAAAUUAUUAUCUCGAACAACAUAAAUCCAAGCGAAAGAUAACCGACUUAUCAGUUGAUGCACGUGAUGGAUUACUCCUAGCCGAAAUUAUCGAAGCUGUCACAAAAGUUAAAGUUCCGAACUUAAUAAAAAAGCCUAAAACACAACAACAAACGAAAGAAGAGAAAUCUCAGACAAAGACAACACUUCAAAUUAUUGUCAGCCUUCGUUUAAUGAAGACAAAUAUGAAAGAUCAAUAG
Molecule: messenger RNA, 327 nt
Organism: Clunio marinus
Lineage: Eukaryota; Metazoa; Arthropoda; Insecta; Diptera; Chironomidae
Source: the annotation of a GenBank genome assembly